AUGAACUCGCUGCUCAUCGCCCUCGCCGCCUUGGCCCUCGCCCAGCCCCAGGUUAUCACCCCGGCAUCACUGCCGCCACCCCUGUCCCCCGUGUCUGUUGCUACGAUCUUGUCGCCCGACCAAGCGCCUGCGCCGCCAAAGCCCUCGGGGCCCAUCUGCGAGUGCGGCUACACCUACUGCGCCUCGGUGCUCAUGAAGAUGAAGAUGCCGUGGAACCAGAAGCAGCUGGCCGAGGCCUACUGCAAGACACCCAACGCGCCCUGCAGCGGCGGAACCCCCGGCACCGACGUCAAGUCGGCGCUGUACCUGUGCCUCUGCAACGACGCGAACCAGGGCGUCGGCAACGAGCUGCACCUGCUCUGCGGCUGCGACAAGUGCUUGGUUAUCGAGCCCGACUUCCGUGGCCGGUGCGAAUCGCCAUGCCACGCCGGGCCGUGUGGCAAGUGA
Molecule: messenger RNA, 447 nt
Organism: Hirsutella rhossiliensis
Lineage: Eukaryota; Fungi; Ascomycota; Sordariomycetes; Hypocreales; Ophiocordycipitaceae
Exons: 2
Coding region: 1-447 (148 amino acids)
Source: RefSeq, a predicted model, not a curated record